Messenger RNA from Nothobranchius furzeri (turquoise killifish), 303 nucleotides. RefSeq lists its product as uncharacterized. NCBI's taxonomy places the organism in Eukaryota, Metazoa, Chordata, Actinopteri, Cyprinodontiformes, Nothobranchiidae. The record is from RefSeq and is a predicted model, not a curated record.
AUGAAAAGCAUUUCCUGUUUCACUUCACAGGAGGAGGAGGAAGCACUGUUCACUGCCAUGAGGAGCAAUGCGGAGAGAAAUGCUGAAAGCAUGGCUGGCCAGCAUCAGGACAGGGAUGCAUCAACCUCCACUGCACAGCUCGACACAUUACCAGUGAAGGAGCUUUACAAGCAACAUCUGAAGAAGAGCAUUGAAAAAACAGUCAUGGAGAUUAAGUAUUUGGACCGAAAAUUGAAGAAAGUAGACCUGGAGAUUCUGCUACUGGAGCGCCAGCUAAGGUGGGUUUUCAUAGAUCAUAGGUGA